Venustampulla echinocandica is the source of this 873-nucleotide messenger RNA. RefSeq lists its product as uncharacterized. The transcript has 2 exons. Lineage: Eukaryota; Fungi; Ascomycota; Leotiomycetes; Helotiales; Pleuroascaceae. The coding region runs from base 1 to 873 and encodes 290 amino acids. The record is from RefSeq and is a predicted model, not a curated record.
AUGGUUUUCGUGCCCCGCGCCGCUGCCGACGUGCCAACAACCUGCUACAUCCUGAACGGUAAAGUUACCACUGGUGCCUUCAGGUGCAACAAUGCAACCACAGGCCACAGCUCCUGCUGUGGAGCGGGAGGUGUUUGUUACUCGAACGGCGUUUGCCAGGAGUCCAACAGCGGUGUACAAGACUAUCUAAGAGUAGGAUGUACAGACAAGACAUGGCGCGACCCGGCAUGUUUAGAUCAAUGCAGAAACUUUGCACCUGAUUCAAGUGCUGGAAUCCGCUUCUGCAACGGCGCAAUAACAACAACCAAUCAAUACUGCUGCGACAAUGGCACCACUGGCGGUAUUGGUAGUACCGCAUGCUGCGAUGAUCAAGCUCAAAUAUUCCAAAUCAACCCUGUUGCCACGCUCAUCGGGCAAAUACCACUGACCGCGGUCACUUCCACAUCAACAUCAUCCACAUCAGCUUCCUCUACAUCAAGUACCUCCACAUCGAGUGCAUCUACAUCUAUCACAUCUACAUCUACAUCCACUACCCCUACACCGGCUGCCUCCACAUCGAGCAGCAACCGCAGCGCCGUAAUAAUAGGAGCUAGCGUUGGCGUCCCCCUCGGCGUCCUCGCUGUGGUCUUCAUUGCGUUCUUCUAUUGGCGCUGGCGUCGGAACCAGAAGGCAACAGCUGCGCAGCAGAUACCCGCGUCCGCAGCGCAGGCUAGCAACGGCAACGGAAUGACGGACAUAAAAUACGAGCCGGUAAUGCAUGCAAAGCAUUAUUCACAACAACCGUGGAAUGAGAGGCACGAGUUAGCUAGUACUAGUACUUCCAAUGAGCAACGAGUAAUCCAUGAGAUGGAUACUGGGGAAUCGAGGCAAUAG